UCAACUAGAGAAAAGAGUUAGCAUAUUAGAGGAAGAUGCAGUACACAGACACAUGGAUGAAAUGGAAGAAGACAUGAAAUCCAUCUUGAACUUUACAAUUUCUACAACAGAACAACUAACCGAGACAGAAGAUAUUAAAACAACUUAA
This is a messenger RNA of Acaulospora morrowiae, 148 nucleotides long. The record is from the annotation of a GenBank genome assembly. NCBI's taxonomy places the organism in Eukaryota, Fungi, Glomeromycota, Glomeromycetes, Diversisporales, Acaulosporaceae.